Molecule: messenger RNA, 2151 nt
Organism: Vigna unguiculata (cowpea)
Lineage: Eukaryota; Viridiplantae; Streptophyta; Magnoliopsida; Fabales; Fabaceae
Molecular function (GO): zinc ion binding
Source: RefSeq, a predicted model, not a curated record
UAACAACUCCAAAAAAGUGAAUAAUCUUUAGUUUGGUUAAUUAAUUAAUUAUCUGAAUCAAAGGAACCCUAACCCCUGUUCCGAUCGGUAUCAUCAUUGGCACCUCCUUUUCCUUCCAUUAUUAUAAUGCUAAUCAUAAUUAAAUCAAAAUAUAACACACAUUAUGGCAUUUGGGCAUUUGAUGCGGAGACUGUAACACUUUUGCCAAAGCGUUUCUCUGGAUGGAAAAGAAAGGUGACGGUGCUGAUGCUGAGCCUCAAUUUGACGCUGAUUUUGUGCCAGAUCCUUCCCAGAGUUGUACUGGAAAUGAAAAGGGUGACAGGGCCUCCAAGAUAUCUCAGUCCAGAAGACCCAAUCUAUCCUCACUGCAAAUACCAGCGUGGUCACUAGAUAUAGCAUUAUCUACUUUUGCAAAAACCGAUGGUCCUUCAGUUUCACGAUCAAGUCCUGGUUCUACUAGAGGACUUCCUCCAAGGCCAAAUUCAGCCAAAGUCAGGUCUUCAAUGAGAACUUUACUUCCUCAGAAGAGCGUCAAGGCAAAUACUUGUUCCCAGGAUAUUGAAAAGACAGGUCUAAUAGUUCCUAAAAGUCCUUUAUCAGAUGCUCCUUAUGAUAAAUCUUCCAUUCAUUUGUCUCUUAAAAAUAAGGUCAUCUCCCCUGCAACAAAAGGUGCACACUCAUUGCCAGUUACUCCAUUUGGAACUUCAGCUUCAGAGAACGCAGAUGGAAGACAUCUUGUAUGUGAUUCUGGUUCAAGUAAAAUGGGUGAUCAACCUCAUAUUACCCGAUCAUUUUCAGUCCCAGUUAAAAGCAGAGCCUCUAAUUUAAGGGUUACAGAUUCCAGGGGCUUGAUUCGUGUAAUUUCAGCAAGGCAAACUGUUCGUAGAAAAUCAAGUGAUGGUGGUUUGGUUCCAGAGAUUGCCAUUGAAGAUGCCACCGAGGAUAUUCCAGAAGAACAAGCAGUUUGUAGGAUAUGUUUGGUGGAGCUCGGGGAAGGAGGGAAUACACUUAAGUUGGAAUGCAGUUGUAGAGGUGAUCUUGCACUUGCUCACCAGGAAUGUGCACUGAAGUGGUUUAGUAUAAAGGGAAACAGGACCUGUGAUGUCUGCAAGCGGGAAGUCCAAAACCUCCCGGUAACACUGUUGAAAAUUUGCGAUCGUCAAACUUCUUCUAGGCAUACAUCAAAUGUGCCACCACGAGAAGUAACGUAUUACAGGAUCUGGCAGGAUGUACCAGUACUUGUCUUGGUCAGCAUGCUUGCAUACUUUUGUUUUCUAGAGCAACUACUGGUUUCAGAUUUGGGCCCUCGUGCUCUUGCCAUUUCAUUACCUUUUGCCUGUGUUUUAGGUCUCCUUUCAUCUAUGAUUGCGUCAACUAUGGUGAACAGGAGUUUCAUUUGGGCUUAUGCCUGCUUCCAGUUUGCACUUCUUAUCCUCUUAGCUCAUUUAUUUUAUACUAUUCUCAAUUUAAAUGGAGUUCUCUCGAUUCUCCUUUCCUCAUUCACUGGGUUUGGCAUUGCAAUCAGUGCGAACUCUCUGGUUAUGGAAUGUAUUGGAUGGAGAAAUAUUUGGAGGAUUCAAUCCUCUAUCCAGAAUGUUAACAUGACAGAGCAGCAGCGUCGAGAGCAUGUACAUCAUCAGAGACAGCAAAAUCAAAUAGAACAUCAACCACAAAGACGAUCAUCAACGACGGUAGAACCGCCGCAACAUCAUGGAAAUAGUUGAUCCAACUAGCUCAAGGCAGAGACACGGAUUCAAUAACUUUUUCUCGGGAAAAAGUCAGUGAAUCCGUUUCCCCUCAAGACAGUCUUCCACAACUGACAAGUACUACAAAGAAUUUUGUUCUUUUUUAACUUAAUGUUUUACACUGCAAUCAAACAUCAGGAUUUCCACUUGAAGGUGUGAACCAAGAUCAUAGUUAAAGGGGACUUUCGUAUGAUAUGUUCUUCCCUUUCACCUCACAGACACUUAUAUUGUAAUUCAACCAAUUUGAUGAAACACCCUUCAGUGCUAAUUCGCAAGUUUAGGAAAAGUUACUCGCAAAAUAAAGGCAACAAAAGAAAGUUGUUAGUGUCGCGAGGUUUCUUAGAGUGCAUGAAUUUCAUGUAAGCAGAUCCGGUUGAGAAAUUAACCAUUCAUGAAAUCACACUAC